CUGUGGCAGGCUGAACAUCAUUUUCCCCGCAGCCAACUUAACGUGAACUGCAUAAUCCCCACAAAACAAUGAACUAAAACCUGAGAGACUUUAAUUUCGAGUUUCUCCUUAGGCCCUUCUCGUUAAAUAAAUAUUUAAAAAAAAAUUGAUGGAAUUUUUCGGAAAGUAGUAAAAUGGGUGUUCAAUGAGAUGAUGGAAGGAAUUAUUUGAUGGGUUCUUUUGUAUUAGAAGAACAUAUGGUGAAAGUGUCUGUGGUGUGACUGUUGUCUGAGGGUCAGAGUUGGGUUAAAUUGAACCAAGUCAAUUGAGGUGGUGACCGAGUUUCAGUUAUGAGUGUGAAUUUGUAUGCUCAGCAUAGGGGAUUUUGUUUCAUGCUACGAAGGGCAGGAGUUUGUGGAUCGCAUUAAUUGAGUGGUGGUUCCUGAGUUGGGACCGAUUACGGUGUCUGGGAUCGGAGUUUGGGUUGUUUGGACAGUUUCGUGCCGCGGGAUGCUGAAUCCUGUAAGUGGGUUGCUGAGUUCUUGAUUCUCUGUUUCAAUCUAAAGCCGGGUCACGUACCGAGUCAACUCGGCUAGUAACUGACUCCUUCUUCUCCCAGUUUUUCCCAUAGUCAACUGAAUUUGAGUACGUAGCCUCGGGAAAAAUGUAUAAAUAAAAAGAAAUCGAGUGCUUACCAUUAUCAUAACUCCAUGGGUUUUAUUCUUUUAAGGCGGUUCGAAAUAAAGAAAAGCAACUAGAAAGAUUGAUUCAGGCCUUUCCCACCAUUUAGUAGGCUUUCAUGCCUUCAGUGGGAAUGAGAUGGAGUACGAGGGUGUUCGGGACGGUCUUGCAGUCAGGAAGGAGGGUGUGGAGGGGACUAGUAGAGGGCGGGAAGUACAUAAGAACGAUCAAUGGGGAUAAUGAGUGGAUUGAACUCGCAGACAAUUCCGGGGACGGUAGAGGGGAUGCCGGCAGCCCUGGCAAGGGAAGCACAUGGGAUGAAAAUGAAAAUGAAAACGAAAACGAUCUCCCCUUGCGAAUGGUUACAGAAAGCAAAUUAGAAACUUGGGAGGUUGAGGGCGCAGUGGAGGCAGCAAAUGAGGACAGGAUGUAUGGAAUUGUGUAUAGUAGAAAGAGAAAGAGGAUGGAGUCAAAAAGUACUGGCAUUUCAGAGGAUACGAGGUUUGGCAAGAAGUUUUUGAGGAAAAAGUGGAGGAGGAAACUUGAAUCAUGUGGCGAAUUACAAGAUUAUGAUACUAGGUGUCGAGAACUUGCUGUUGUUGCUGCUGCGUCUUCUGGUGAUAGCGAUCAUUGGAUUGCUUGGUUCUUGAACUCUGCAUUGAGGUACAUGCAGAGGGAUAAGUUUGGAUUGCAGGGCCUCUCUGUAUUUGUAUCCUCGGAGCCCAUUUCCCAUGCUUUCUCUUUACAUGGUAUUCGAUUUUUGAAGGGCCCUACUUCAUUCGAAAAACCUGGAUUUUGCAUAAUUUCGGAAUCCAGGUCUUCGAUACCAGUGUUUACAGUGGAUUAUUCUGCAGUUCCAUUUUCCUUUAUGCUUUUGCAUUCAAGUAUGCAUCUUAGAUCUAUUGUGAUGCAUUCUUUUGUUGCAAAUUGGAAGGUUAAGAAAAUGACAGACUAUGAGAAGGAACACUCCUCUGACAUUCCUUCUGGGACAGAUCAAUCUGAUUGCACCAUGGUGUCAUCUGAGAUUGAUGAUUCUGGGUGGAGGGAAUUGUCACAUUCAACCUUUGGAUUGUCGAAAUUGCCUGUUCAAAAUAAUCAAUUAAGAACCAGCCACAGUAUUCAGAAACCAAGGACUUCUCUGGGGCGCAGGAGAGGUAGGCCUUCUUCAGUUUUCCAUGCACAGAGAGGUAGACUUGAUGGUUUCCAUUCCUCAAUUACACCAACCGGCCAUGUAGUUCAGAGUUCUAUAAAGGGCAGUUCCACCAUAAAUGCCACCUUAAAUUCUAUUCUUUUGGGGUCGACACAAGAAGAUAUAGAUGCUAAUAGUUGUAUUGCUAAUGUAUUAGUUGUUGAAAUGGACAAAUGUUAUAGGGAAGAAGGAGCCAUCAUUACCUUAGAAGUAUCUGCUUCGAAAAACUGGUUUCUUGCGGUUAAGAAGGACGGGAUAGAACGAUAUAGCCUCAGUGCUUUAAAAGAUAUGAGGCCAUCUAGUUUUGAUCGUGUAACUCAUGCCAUAAUAUGGAGCGGGAACAGUAAUUGGAAGCUCGAAUUUCCUUGUAAACAAGAUUGGUUGAUUUUCAAGGAACUAUACAAUAAAUGCUACAAUCACAAUGUACAGAUGCCCGUGACAAUUGUCAUUCCUGUUCCUGGGGUACGUGAGGUAGUGGAACCUCCAUAUACAGACAUCCCAUAUGUCAGACCUGAUUCAUACAUUGCUGUAAAAGAUGAUGAACUAACCAGGGCUUUGGAAAAGAGGACUGCCAAUUAUGACAUGGACUGCGAGGACAAGGAUUGGCUUAACAAGUUCAAUAAUGAAUUCAGUGGAGAAAAGGACCUUCAUCAGCUUGUCAUCCCUGAGAGAUUCGAGUUGAUAAUUGAUGCACUUGAAAGAGGUUUUCACAGUAAUGCAGAUUAUUGGUCUGAUGAGAAAGUGGCUGACGGUGUAGGAAUGGAUCUUGAAAGAAAGGAAGUUGUAGAUGCUGUGCGUAGUUAUUGGAUUCAAAAACGAGGGCAAAAACAUUCAGCAUUAGUAAGGAUUUUCCAGAUAUACAAGCCUGGAAGAACUAAAGUGAUCCCAAAGACUGUUUUGCGGAAGAAAAGAUCAUUCAAACGACAUGGAACUCAGCCCGGGAGAGGCAAACAACCACCUUUCUUGCAAGCGACUGCUGCUGAACAAGAUGCUUUGGAGCAACAGAAUAACUUCUUCAAAGUGCAAGAAGCUAAAGCUGAAGCAAACAGAUUCGAAGAGUUUGCUAUUCUGAAACGCCAACGAGCCCAGACACUCACUGAAAAUGCUGAUCUGGCGACGUUCAAAUCCAUGAUGGCACUUAGAAUUGCUGAGAACUGCCAGUAAUUCUGUAUAGAUUUUGAUUGAAUAUACAUUUGUAUUAAUCUUGAAUUACAGGAUGUUUAUAGAAUAGUUUUGACCAUUUUCUUGGAGCAUAUAAAGUUUAAAUUAUAGAGAGCUUUA
Olea europaea var. sylvestris is the source of this 3130-nucleotide messenger RNA. RefSeq lists its product as uncharacterized. Gene Ontology annotation, biological process: regulation of transcription by RNA polymerase II. Gene Ontology annotation, cellular component: piccolo histone acetyltransferase complex. The transcript has 4 exons. Bases 779 to 3013 code for a protein of 744 amino acids. The record is from RefSeq and is a predicted model, not a curated record. Lineage: Eukaryota; Viridiplantae; Streptophyta; Magnoliopsida; Lamiales; Oleaceae.